CUUAAAACCAAAGCUAAAACGUUUGUUGUGACUUGUGGGAGCAAACCAACUCAACCAUAAAGCAUUCACAUUCCCUUCCAAACCAAGAAACAUAAAAGCACAACCCAAAAGAGAAAAGGAAAGAAACGAAGAAGAAAAUAUUCAAAACCCAUUUCCUUCCAAGUUUGUCCUACAUUUUGAUCUCUUCGAGAUCAUAAUCGAAUCAAAAACCCAAAUGGGAUUUCUGGGUUUGCAUCAAAAUCUAUGAUUAAGGAGGAAAAAAAGAAAAAAGGUGAGAUUUUUAUGGAGAGGGACCAAUCUGCUGCGGCGAGCAACUUGGAGAUAAAGGUGGUCCGUCCCCGGCGGAAUGACAACGUGGUGCACCCGGCGGGCCAAGCUCCGAGGACGACGGGAAGGCGGUCGUACAGCAGCAACUACAACCCGUUCAAGAGGUGGGUCUCGUGGCUGGUCCCGUCCUUUGUGGUGGCCAACAUUGUCGUUUUUGUGGUCACCAUGUUCGUGAACGAUUGCCCCAAGAACUCGGCCUCUUGCAUUGCUCGCUUCUUGGGCCGCCUCUCUUUUCAGCCCCUCAAAGAAAACCCACUUCUUGGGCCAUCUUCAGCCACAUUAGAAAAGAUGGGUGCUCUAGACGUGCAGAGAAUGGUUCAUAAACACCAGGCAUGGCGGAUGAUCUCAUGUAUGUGGUUACAUGCUGGAGUUUUCCAUCUACUGGCCAAUAUGCUGAGUCUUGUAUUCAUUGGUAUUCGGCUUGAGCAAGAAUUUGGAUUUGUUCGAAUUGGUUUGCUUUAUGUCCUGUCUGGUUUUGGCGGUAGUUUGCUUUCAUCUCUUUUUAUUCAAUAUGGUAUUUCUGUUGGUGCUUCUGGUGCACUUUUUGGUCUACUAGGAAGCAUGCUAUCAGAGAUCAUAGCAAAUUGGACAAUGUAUGAAAAUAAGUUAGCAGCAUUGCUUACUCUCAUUGUCAUCGUCAUAGUAAAUUUAGCAGUGGGAAUCCUACCGCACGUGGACAACUUUGCUCAUAUUGGAGGAUUUCUUUCUGGAUUUCUUCUUGGAUUUGUGUUUUUGAUCCGCCCCCAAUUUAAAUGGCUUACCCAAAGGAAUGCUCCUCCUGGGCAUGUUUCAACUCCAGUUAAAUCUAAACACAAGACAUAUCAAUAUGUAUUGUGGGUUCUCGCUCUGAUAAUAUUGAUUGUUGGGUUUACUAUUGGCAUGGUUACUCUCCUUCGAGGGGUCAAUAUGAAUGAUUACUGUUCCUGGUGUCAUUAUUUGAGCUGUGUCCCUACCUCAAAAUGGAGCUGCAAGUCACAACAAAUUUAUUGUUUGUCCAGCCAGUUAGGAAAUCAGCUGAACUUGACGUGCGUAAGCAACGGGAGAAAUGGCACUUAUUCAUUGCUGGAUGGCAACCCCACCCGGGCUCAACAGCUAUGCGCUGAGCUUUGCAGUUGACAUACAUGCACACAGCAAGAGAUGAUAGAAUGUUGAUUGAUAUGAGUCAUUCAUAUAUCUGUAGAGAAAAUUUCUUUUCUUUUCUUUUUUGGUUGGGUAAGAGUAGUCUUGUAUUCACCAAGUAAUGGUUAUUCUUUUCAUUCUUUUAUUGCUUCUGUACUCUUAUUUUUACUAGCUGAAAAAGAGGGUUUGUAAAUACAGAUAGGGAUGUACUUAUUGAUGGCAACUUGAAGUGAAAACAGCCAGUGCUAUUUUGUGCUA
Molecule: messenger RNA, 1704 nt
Organism: Prunus mume (Japanese apricot)
Lineage: Eukaryota; Viridiplantae; Streptophyta; Magnoliopsida; Rosales; Rosaceae
Source: RefSeq, a predicted model, not a curated record